Dendronephthya gigantea is the source of this 7023-nucleotide messenger RNA. RefSeq lists its product as uncharacterized. The coding region runs from base 406 to 6717 and encodes 2103 amino acids. Lineage: Eukaryota; Metazoa; Cnidaria; Anthozoa; Malacalcyonacea; Nephtheidae. The record is from RefSeq and is a predicted model, not a curated record. The transcript is spliced from 15 exons.
UAGAUCCUACGUUACCAACACUAUUGGAUAAUCAAUAAUAUAAUCUGUUUUAAUAAAUCGGAUAUUGACUAUAUUGGUACAUGUCCUGGGUUUUAUUGUUGGACGUCAAGUGUCAUAGAAUGAUCGCUCAUUCAUGUAAUAUCUUAUUCACAGUCUCUUCCUAGUAAUCAUUCAGUAACUUUAGGCCGUCUCAUCAAUCUUGCUUUGCCGUGACUGUCAAAAUUUUAUAGCACCUCUUGACACCAGAAUCGUAAUUGAUUAGUUUUGCUAUCAUUAUAUAAAGAGAAUUGUCAUUCUAUCGAAGUGGUGUUUGACACGAAAUUUUCGCCGAGUAAAGAUCGUAUUUUUGUUGCCAAAUCAAAGGCUAAAAAGUGUUUAAACAGAGAUUUGGUAGCAAAUCACGAUAUGCUUUACGCUUGUUUGGUUGUGCUGUACUUCAUGCCCAGCGUCUAUGGUUGGUACAUGCCACAAACUCAUCCUCCCUACGACCCUAAGGAAGCGCGAAUGGUGAAAUGUCCUAAGUAUAAUCUGUCGAAACUCGGCUGUCACAAUGCACGCGAUCCUAGUAAACCCUAUCUACCCCGAGCUGUCCCCGAGCUGAUUCUAACAACGGACUCCAGCAGUGGGAAAUACGUCGGAUACCAGAGAGCAACGUUUCCUUCCUAUCAUGAUUUCUUAGCAAGGUUCAUUUGUGACUGCGCGGAAAAAAUCCGAGGCAAGGGCUUCACCCAUUUCAGUAUAUCCAACUACUUCCAGUGCUGGAGCGGCAAGAACGUGGGUAAAACCUACGACUUGUAUAAACCUGCUGAUGGUUGUGUACGUGGGGACAAAAGACACUGCGAUACAAAUAAUCUCGGGCUGUGUGCGGGCGCGGGAGGCUUACACUUCGUGUACACCCUGAAGUCACCCAACCCCACAGCACUUACAACCACUGCAAUAACGACAAGUAUUGUCACCCAAUCCACAACGACACUGGCCACUCCUUUCUCUGGUCUCUCGGUGAAAUGUGGUAACACCGUAUAUAAAUUACGCAAGCUGGGCUGUUGGAACGAGAAAGAUAAAACAAAGGCAUUUCCCGAGCUCAUGUUAACGGCUGUCGAUCAUUACAAUCAGCGGUUAUACGCUGGAUACUAUCUUGAUACCAAAGACUACGGAACAUUCCUAAAAAGGUUUGUAUGCGACUGCGCAUCAAAGACAUCGACUAAAGGUUACUCUAUCUUUGGUGUUCGCAAAUACGGAGAAUGUUGGAGCGGUCCUAAGGUCGCGUGCACGUAUCACCAACACGGCAAGGCUAACGAUUGCAUUAACCAAAAGAAAUGGAAGUGUUCUGACAGCAGUUCGAUGCUUUGUGCUUCCCCUAACUCCCAAUCAAUGUACGCCUUUGUUUUGGCUGACUCCAAGGACGAUACCCAAUGUGGUGAAAAGUCUACCACUGAAGCUCAGACUACACAAAAGGUGACCCCAAUUACCACACCUAAGACGACCCCCAAAGUAGUCCCAAGUUCCAGGACGACCCUACCAGCGACGACAGGCAAGCCUCAGGUGACAUGCGGGAAUUUGAAAUACAAAUUGGUAAAGUUAGGGUGUUGGAAUGAAUUAGGGGAUUUUACGCCGCCAAGAGCAAUGCCUGAGCUAUUACUUACAGCACGAGAUAAGAGCAGCAGAGUGUACGCAGGAUAUGAGUUUAACAGGCAUAACUACGCUGCUUUUCUGGAGAGGUUCAUCUGUGACUGCGUUAGCAAAAUAAAGGAGAAAGGUUAUUCAGUAUUUGGUCUGCAGUUUUACGGCGAGUGUUGGAGCGGCCCUACAGUUGGCUGUACUUAUCAGAAAUUUGGUGAAAUCAAUGGUUGUGUCAAUCAAAAUAUGGCGACAUGCUCCGACGACAGCACGAUGUUGUGCUCGGGAAACAAUGCAAAACAUACAUAUGUCUACGUUCUUGAUGAUCAUCAAGCCAUCUGUCCCACCAAUACUCCAAGUGAACCACAAUCAACCCCUAAAGUUGUCAGUACACCCAAAGUAACCCCCCGAAUCACACAUAAAAUUCCUAGUUCUCCACAGACAACCCCUAAAUUCCCAACUAGCCCCAAGGUGACAACUCCACUCCACAAAGGUCCGCCAGUAGUGAAAUGUGGAAAUGUUGAGUACAAACUCAAAAAGUUAGGAUGUUGGAAUGAGCUGGGCGAUUCUCAACCACCACGAGCUAUGCCAGAAUUAAUACUUACAUCGCGAGACAGACAAAGUAGAGCUUAUGUAGGAUAUGACUUCAACAGACACACUUAUGCCGCAUUUUUGGAAAGGUUUAUAUGUGACUGCGUCAAGAAGAUCAACCAAAAGGGGUAUUCUAUAUUUGGUCUUCAAUUCUAUGGCGAAUGUUGGAGCGGCCCGAAAGCUGGAUGUACUUAUCAGAAAUUUGGUCAAACCGAUGGAUGUGUCAAUCAAAAUAUGGCGACAUGCUCCGACGACAGCACGAUGCUGUGCUCGGGAGACAAUGCGAAACAUGCAUACGUUUAUGCUCCUGUUGAUACCCCCGAUGCGGCAUUAUGCCCGGGAGAACCCAAGACAACCCCUAAAGUCACGUUUAAGACAACACGAAAAAUCAUUACAAAACCCAAAACAACCCCUAAAGUCAUAACAACCCCAAGAACAACCCUUAGGACCACAACUCCAACGAAGAAGAUUACGACUCCCACCGAAAAGAUCACGACUCCUACCGAUAAGAUCACGACUCCGAAGACGACGCCGAUUCCUACUGGGCCAGCGAGAAUAAAAUGUGGGAAUAUCGAAUACAAGUUGACAAAACUGGGAUGUUGGAAAGAAUUUGGCCACGUCAGACCACCAAGAAUCUUACCAGAGCUCCUGCUUACUGCAAAAGAUAAGACAAGCAGUGUCUACGCUGGAUAUGAAUUUUACACACAGAAAUAUGAAGACUUCAUCAAAAGGUUUGUCUGUGAUUGUGUCUCCAAAGUGAAACGAAAAGGUUACUCAGUGUUUGGCGUCCAGUACUAUGGAGAGUGUUGGAGUGGUCUUAGAGCUGCUUGCUCCUACAAAACGUUUGGAAAAUCCUACAAAUGCGUGAAUGAAAAACUUGGAAAAUGCUUGGACAAGAGUUCGAGGUUAUGUUCAGGAGAAAACAGGGAGGAUACUUAUGUAUAUAUCCCUGCUGAUACACCUGGUGGCCUCACGUGUCCCACAACACUCCCUACAACACCAAAGACAACCCCUAAGAUCACGACACUUACCAAGAAGAUCACGACACCAACGAAAAAUAUUACGACUCCCACCGAUAAGAUCACGACUCCUACCGAUAAGAUCACGACUCCGAAGACGACGCCGAUUCCUACUGGGCCAGCGAGAAUAAAAUGCAAGAAUAUCGAAUACAAGUUGAUAAAACUGGGAUGUUGGAAAGAAUUUGGCCACGUCAGACCACCAAGAAUCUUACCAGAGCUCCUGCUUACGGCAAAAGAUAAAACAAGCAGUGUCUAUGCUGGAUAUGAAUUUUACACACAGAAAUACGAAGACUUCAUCAAAAGGUUUCUCUGUGAUUGUGUCUCCAAAGUCAAACGAAAAGGUUACUCAGUGUUUGGCGUCCAGUACUACGGAGAGUGUUGGAGUGGUCCUAGAGCUGCUUGCUCCUACAAAACGUUUGGAAAAUCCUACAAAUGCGUGAAUGAAAAACUUGGAAAAUGCUUGGACAAGAGUUCGAGGUUAUGUUCAGGAGAAAACAGGGAGGAUACUUAUGUAUAUAUCCCUGCUGAUACACCUGGUGGCCUCACGUGUCCCACAACAAUCCCGACAACACCAACGACAACCCCUAAGAUCACGACACCUACCAAGAAGAUCACGACACCAACGAAGAAGAUUACGACUCCCACCGAUAAGAUCACGACUCCGAAGACGACGCCGAUACCUACUGGGCCAGCGAGAAUAAAAUGUAAGAAUAUCGAAUACAAGUUGACAAAACUGGGAUGUUGGAAAGAAUUUGGCCACGUCAGACCACCAAGAAUCUUACCAGAGCUCCUGCUUACGGCAAAAGAUAAGACAAGCAGUGUCUAUGCUGGAUAUGAAUUUUACACACAGAAAUAUGAAGACUUCAUCAAAAGGUUUGUCUGUGAUUGUGUCUCCAAAGUGAAACGGAAAGGUUACUCAGUGUUUGGCGUCCAGUACUACGGAGAGUGUUGGAGUGGUCCCAGAGCUGCUUGCUCCUACAAAACGUUUGGAAAAUCCUACAACUGCGUGAAUGAAAAACUUGGAAAAUGCUUGGACAAGAGUUCGAGGUUAUGUUCUGGACAAAACGAGGAGGAUAUUUAUGUAUAUAUCCCUGCUGAUACACCUGGUGGCCUCAUGUGUCCCACAACACUCCCAACAACACCAACGACAACCCCUAAGAUCACGACACCUACCAAGAAGAUCACGACACCAACGAAGAAGAUUACGACUCCCACCGAUAAGAUUACGACGCCGACUCCCACAGGUCCACCAAUAAUAAAAUGUGGCAGCGUUCAAUACAAGCUGACCAAGUUGGGAUGUUGGAAAGACCUGGGUGAUAUCAACCCACCUAGGGCAAUGCCUGAGUUACUGUUGACGGCCAGAGAUAAAUGGAGCAGUGUUUACGCAGGUUAUGAUUACCACAAAAUGGGCUAUGAUAUAUUUAUCAAAAAGUUCAUAUGCGACUGUGUUAAAAAAGUCCAGAAAAAAUCCUAUUCAGUUUUUGGUCUUCAAUUUUACGGUGAGUGUUGGAGUGGACCCAAAGUUGGUUGUACUUUCAAGAAAUUUGGUCGAGCAAAUGAAUGCGUGAAUGAGAAAUUGGGGCAGUGCUCAGAUACCACGUCUCGUUUCUGUGCUGGCCACAGCAGUCAAGAGAUGUACGUCUAUGUACCCUAUUAUCCACCUCCAUCCGAGUUAUGUCCAUCAACUACUCCUACAUCCAUCACUACUGUCUCCACCCCAGUUCCCCCCGGACCUCCGAGAUUAAAGUGCGGAAAUGUUGAAUAUAAGUUGACCAAGUUGGGUUGUUGGAAAGAGUUGGGAGAUACAAUGCCACCCAGAGCAAUAAACGAGCUACUUCUCACUGCCAGAGAUAAAAAGAGCAGUGUGUAUGCUGGAUAUGAUUUUGAUAAACAGAACUUUGAAGAUUUUAUUCAAAAGUUUGCGUGUGAUUGCGUAAAAGAAGUUAAACAGAAAGGCUAUUCGGUGUUUGGACUUCAAUUUUACGGCGAAUGUUGGAGCGGUGAUCGAGUCGCGUGUACUUACAAGAAAUUUGGUCAAUCCAACGGCUGCAUUAACGAGAAACUCAACCAGUGUUCAGACAAAAGUUCUCAGAUAUGUUCUGGACACAGCAGUCAAGAGAUAUACGUCUAUGUCCCCUCUAAUCUGCCUGCUACAUGUCCUACGACAUCACCUAUUACCACAACAUCAACAGCUUCAGUUACCUUGCCAUCGCCCUCAGUCAUCCUUCCAACAUCCACAGUUACCCCAUCAACAUCCUCAGCUACCCCACGAACAUCAUCAGUAACACCCACGACACCUUCAGUGACCCCAACAAACCCUACCGUAAAAUGCAAUAACGUUGAAUACAAACUUAGAAAAUUAGGAUGUUGGUCUCAGAGAAGCAGCAACGACAUGCCGAGGGCAAUUCCAGAAUUACUGCUCACCGCACGAGACUCAAAAAGCAAAGUUUAUGCUGGAUAUCAAAUCGACACAACGAAUUAUGCUCAAUUUCUUAACGAAUUCAUCUGUGAUUGCAUUUCCAAAGUGGACACCAAAGGCUACUCCGUAUUUGGUCUUCAGUUUUAUGGCGAAUGUUGGAGUGGGCCUAGGGCGCAGUGUACGUACGAGAGAUAUGGCCAAUCAAAGAGCUGUAUGAACGAGAAGAAGAGCGCAUGUUCAGACAAGAGCUCUAUGCUCUGUUCAGGCGACAGUCCACGCAAUGUUUACGUAUUUGUACGGGCUGAUAAAGCGCUUCCUACGUGUCCAUCGAUUUCAACAGUAAGUACUCGCUCGACACCUCCUGCUCCUACGACCGCGCUUACAGUAUCCCCUACCACUCCUAAAACACCACCACCAUCACCCAGCCGGACUUCAACGGCGACGCCAUCAGUGACGGUACCGACGCCGACUCCAAACAUUCCGAUUGGUUUUGAGUGUAAGAAAGCCCUGGAUAUCGUGAUAGCCAUCGAUUCGUCCGGCAGUGUGAUGAAGGGACCUUACAACAGAAUCAAAACGUUCGUCAGCAAAACGACCACACGUUUCACAAGCUUCAAGCCAACGUAUUUUGGUCUAAUUCAUUACAACUACAGAGUCAUAAAAAGUGCGACGCUCAAAGAUCAGAUUCCGAACUCGAGGACGUUACGUAAUCGCAUUCGAGACAUGGGUUACCUGGAUAAGGCAACGCUGACGCAAGCUGCUCUGACGACAGCAGACAGGCUGUUCGUUGAAGGUGCAAGAAGUGACUCCGAUGUGCAAAAAAUACUUGUUCUGUUCACGGAUGGUAGAACGUAUGGCGGGAAGAAGACCUUGAGAGAACCAUUAAAGAAAUUACGCGAUAGCGGUGUUCGUGUAAUUGCUGUGGCCGUUGGCCGGAAGGAUUACCUGGACCGUUAUGCCUUAUUACUGAUCGCUAAGGACCAAUCCAACUUGCUCAUCAUACCAACCUUGGAAGAUCUGGGAAAAGUCGAUAGAUAUGUUGAUAAAGUUGCGUAUAUGAUUUGCCCGAAAUAACGAAAUUCCCAUGCAAGAGAAAUCCAGUUUGACGUGAGAGAUUCUUGAUUUAAAAAGACAUGAACACUUCCCGAGCUUGCUUUAUAGUGCAUGAAACAAUUUGAGAGCGAGGCAGGCCUGACGAAAAAUUCGCGAAAUGACUAUUGGAUUGGAAAUUUGUCGGCCUUAAAAAGAUUCUUAUAUUUCACAAAUUUAGUCCAUUUGUAAAUUAUAUUAUGGUAGGGAAUAUUAUAUGUGAUCUAUAGUCUACACUUAAUAAGAAUAUAGUUAAUGUAUUACUAGAUAGUGACAUAUUUAAAAAAUAAA